Molecule: messenger RNA, 3833 nt
Organism: Purpureocillium takamizusanense
Lineage: Eukaryota; Fungi; Ascomycota; Sordariomycetes; Hypocreales; Ophiocordycipitaceae
Exons: 4
Coding region: 522-3053 (843 amino acids)
Biological process (GO): nuclear-transcribed mRNA catabolic process, nonsense-mediated decay
Cellular component (GO): telomerase holoenzyme complex
Molecular function (GO): telomerase RNA binding; protein binding; telomeric repeat DNA binding
Source: RefSeq, a predicted model, not a curated record
UCAUCACCACACCCGCCUUCAAGCCACCACUCCGCCCAGCCGCAGGCUGCCUGCUCUUCCCUCCUCUUUUGACUGCGCCCUGGCAGCUGUUCACAAAACCCCGUUCGUUUGCACGAGGCAGUCGGGCUCUUCUUGUUCCUCUGGCGCACAAAAGCUUAGUUACUUCCCCAUCUCGCCCACCAUCGGGUCGGCCCGUCGAAAUCUCCCCCAAUGAGUCCCCUGUCGGCCCAAGCCCUCGAUUCUCGCGAGCCGACUCCUCUGCGCAUCGUCCCCAUCCGCCGACAAGCCAAGAUAUGGGCCGUCUGACCCGGAGCAUUCACUGCGCAUUCGAGAGUAUGACUUGAUACUGAAGCCGCGACGAGACGCCCUUGCUACCACGGCAUCUCUCUCCCCGCCCGCCUGCCGCCCCUCGCGCGCGCGACGUUGUGCGCCGAGCUCCGUUCACACCACUCCUUACUCCCAGUAGUUCUGCCCUCGCUUCUCGCCAGCGAGCGGCGACGGUCGAACCAUUCCACGUCGCCAUGGCCACCGCCGAGCCCUCGACUGCCCAGCUGUGGGGGCAUGCACAUAAGAUCCGCAAGAGUAUUCAGAGGCGGCUCGACAAGAUCCAUACCGACAAUGCUUCCGAGGCGGAAAAUGCAAAGUUUGAGGCCAUCGACGGCCUCUUGGAGAAACUCCGACUCGCCUGCGUCCAGACCAUAUUUCUCGAUUUCAAAUUCGCGACCACCGAAGGCGUCGAACAGGCCCUCUGGGACACCCACAUCGCCAUCAAUGCCGAGUAUCGGAGGGUCCUGAAGCGGCCCAAGAAUCCCGCGCAGGCCGUCGAGCGCCGCAAGGUCGAGAAGAUGUACCACAGCUUCCUGCGCAUUGCGCAAAAGUUUUAUAUUGGUUACAUCCAGCGCCUUGCCGCCCGCUACGACAUUCCGGAAUUGCGCUGCGCCGCGCAAGGAGUCGAUGCUGAGCAGAUGGACUCUGGCGACCGCAUCAGCCAGCUCACCGAUGACAUGAGCCUCCUCGUCCUCCAAUCCUGCCAUUCGACCUUGCUGCACCUGGGUGACCUGGCACGCUACCGUAUACAAGCGAAGCAGAAGAACUCGGGGUAUGAGAUGGCGUUGACAUACUACAAUCUGGCGCGGCACAUCAUGCCUCGAUCCGGCUUUGCCCUCCACCAGAUCGGCAUUGUGAAUCUCGACUGCGGCAACCACCUCGAUGUCGUGUACAAUUUCUACCGAUCUCGAGUCUCAGAGGUCCCGCACCCCAAUGCAAAGGCCAACUUGGAGAACGAGUUCAAGACUCUCCGAAAGCCAAAAAACGACAAGGGCCGACGGAGCCCCUCGACGCCCAACGACGUCUUCAGCUCCUGGUUUGUCAAGCUUCACGCCUUCUUUUACCAAGGCGAGCGCUUUCCACAGCAUGAAGAGCUCGAGCAUGAGGUCAUGCACCGGCUAGAUAUGGCCUGCCGCGAUGUGACCACCUCGGACACUCUCCUGAAGAUGGCGCUGGUCAACAUCUGCGCGUACGACGUUGCUUGCGCAAGCUAUGCAGGGACCAAGACGGAGGCGGCCUUGCGAUUCAGCCAGUUCACGCUGAGAUUCAACGCACAAUUUUUGUCGAGGAUCUGUCGAGCCCUCGAAUCAACGCUACGAGAGGCCAUCUCCGAAAGGAACCACAGUGCUUCCGAUGGCGGCCACGUAGAGAUCGUACCCGCCGUCACAUCUUUACUGCCGAUUUUGCGAAUCUACUGCGUCUGGAUCGCAUCUCAGCGCCCUGAGCUCUUUGGCCUAGGCAACACAACUGGUCCCGCCACUCAGGCCAUGGUGCAGGUUCUAGCCAAGAUUUUCACCCAGCUCUGCGUCGUAUCGUACACGCGGAAAGACCUGGCCUCAGCUCCAUACCUGCUGCCCGAAGACCUUGAGAUCCGCGGCGUGCCUUCCCUGACAGGGGAUUCGGUGCCUGCGGAUUGCCGCGUCUACAGCGUCGAUGGCGUCACUCACAAGCCGUAUACCCAGCAUCCGGAGCAGCGAUUAGACGGCCUCUAUGAGGAUUUGGCACGCAUCUUAGAUGUCCUUCGCUGCGCUUAUUUUAUGGCCGAAGACAAGGCCACGCCCCUGUCCUGCGACGUGGUUCAGGAUUCACUGGUAUUCGAAUACCUCUCAGACGCCACAGCGGUGAUUGCGGACCACAACGCGGGUCAGCAUCCGUCGUCAGGUUUCGAUGCCCAAGCGAGUGGCGCGUCUGCCCAGCAACUGCCAGCUCCCACAGAGUGGACGGAGCAAAUGGUGGUGGCGGAGCGAAACUCGCCCUCGCCGCCGGCUGGCAACGCGCUCGAGGCCCAGACGGAGCGGACAGUCAUGGCGAUGCUGAGCCCUUUUCUGGGACCGCCUACGCCCCAGAAGGACGAUCGCGGCCGGAACUGCUCCUCGUCCUCGUACGACAUGCAUACCGACACCGCCAACGACAUCUUCGCCCCGGCCCAGACGCCUGCGAGGCCCAACUCGUUGACCGGACCGGGCGCUCUGGCACCCUACCCGUGGGCUUGGAACGACAUGCCGAAGCCGAAUCCCGCCUUUGCCGAAGCGUACAAGCGCGCAAGCGCUGAGGUCCCACCCAACACUACAAUGGCAAGCAGUCAUCCCGCGGACGUUGCGUUUGCGAGUCUCGGACAUGCUGCCCCCAGCCACCGACAGGACCAUGUGGGCGGCUCGUACGCUGCGGGAGCUGAUGCAGCCCACAGAGAGCACCUGCUGCAGUCUCUGUCAGGUCAUGCCCCCCAACAAGCUGCUGGCCAAGCUGCGCGCUCCCCUCAGCCCCCGUCGGGGUGGGCAGAUCUUCCUUCAGCGACGAAUGUGCCCUCGUCCUCCAUGGCGAGUUAUUUCUCCCACCCGAGCAGUCUGUACCAGGGCACGCCCGCCAACGGGAACGUCCACGGCCACAUCCAGGGCCCCUCGCCCUACAGGCCAGGGGGAGGCUCUUUCCUUGACGCCCGCGGCCAGACGGGCGACCCGUCAUCGCGCCUCGACGAGGCUGCCCGCCGUGCGCCCUGGGGGAAGUGAACGCGGCCGGGACAGAUGAUCUGAUCGAUCGAGUGCCCUCACUUGGUACCGUCGGCGGCCGGGGGCGAAAGCUGGCGCUAGUUGGCGGUGGAUGGAUGGGCUAUACGCCUUCUCGUCUUUGGCCCCGGGCGUCUUUGCCGCUCCAAGCGCCGCGCUUGCUCCAUGCCUUCCUUACCCGGGCUCACGCUCAACUCAACACCUCCGCGGUUCAUGAGCUCCCCGAUAGCCUGGUCGGCAUCUCUUCGGAAGACAAAGCCCGGGCAUCAAGGAAUCAUCGCUUUUCUAUUCGUGUGAUGGGAACAGCUCUUGUUUGCAUUGCCAUCAAAGAGUUCACGUGGCUAUUGCGCGGCGGGAUACGCAGCACAUGCUGGGUACGCAACACAUGUCAAUAGCAGUUGACUGAGCGCAGCGUCAUCGGAUGAGCCUGGCCAGACGCGGCCAGAGCGCCGGACAUUUGUCUAUAUUCAUAUCUUUGAAGUUCAAAUAAGUCGGAUCGUGGAGGAUACCGAGUCGCUAUGCGAAGAGGACCGCAACGUCCCUGGGCUCCAGCAUCACAGAUGCAAACGCCGUUGUUGAAACUGUUUUCCCCAUUUAGCCCUCAACGCCGAACCGCACAGUCGUUUCUAACAUGCCAAGCGCCUUUGCCCGGGGGCGGUGCUUUACGAAGAGGCCUGGUAGACCUGCUUGGGGAAGGGAUAGCUGGAAGCCUCGAGUUAGCCACAGAUGCGUCCCACAAGGUGGAGGAAGAGGGGAGGGGAUGAGGAGAUGAGGAAACGUGGG